Daktulosphaira vitifoliae (grape phylloxera) is the source of this 482-nucleotide messenger RNA. RefSeq names its product phospholipase A(2)-like. The record is from RefSeq and is a predicted model, not a curated record. Gene Ontology annotation, biological process: arachidonate secretion; phospholipid metabolic process. The coding region runs from base 10 to 333 and encodes 107 amino acids. The transcript has 2 exons. Lineage: Eukaryota; Metazoa; Arthropoda; Insecta; Hemiptera; Phylloxeridae.
UAUUAAAUAAUGUAUUAUUUACAUUACAGUGAAGAUAUAAAGCGUGUAAUGUCAAAUUUUCCAUUUUUUACUUAUGAAGCCCAACAAGCAGAAUCCAUAGAUAUGCUUUUUAAAAUUUGCGAAAAUGUAUUUAAAAGGUCAAGUCAAAAUAUUGGAUUUAUAUACCCCGGUACAAAAUGGUGUGGACCUGGUAAUAUAGCUAAAAGCUAUUCUGACUUGGGAGUUUAUAAAAAAGAAGAUUCGUGUUGCCGUGAACAUGACCAUUGUACAAGGUUUCUGGAAACUGGCCAAUGUACAGAUAAGUUAUGCAAUACUUCUCCUUAUACAAGGUAAAUUUACAUAAAAAUUAUUUAUGAUAAUAAAUAAUGAACUCUAGAAAUCAAAAACAAUUUAUCAAGUAUAAUUCAUGGUUGUUAUGUUUUAAACAAUACUUAUUUGAAACAAUGUUUAAAACAUCAAAAAUUUCAAAAUUUACAUUGAUC